Messenger RNA from Adineta ricciae, 612 nucleotides. NCBI's taxonomy places the organism in Eukaryota, Metazoa, Rotifera, Eurotatoria, Adinetida, Adinetidae. The record is from the annotation of a GenBank genome assembly.
AUGCGAAAAGAUAUUGAUAGGAAUUCUUUUGGUCUCGUUACUAAAGUCGAUGGACCAUCAGGCAACUCAUUUAUAUUCAUUGCUGACACAGAAAAUCACCGCAUAUUACAAUACUAUCUUAACAAACGAUUCCAGUUGAAGACUAUUGCUAGAAUCAGUAAACAAGCAGGAAGUCGUUCAAAUCAAUUGGACAAACCGAAGAAAGUUCGUUUAGAUACUCAUGGAAAUUUAUUUGUUUUAGAUUCAAAUAAUCGUCGAGUUCAAAAGUUCUCCAUAAUUAAUAGUUCAACAUACGUGCAUCCUUCGCGACCGAAUUCUCCAGAUACAUUAAGAAAUCGUAUUCAUCUGCUUUAUUUGAAGAGCCUCCAUUCAUCAUCUAAUUCAAAAGUAUGUGGUGGCAUCGAUAAACCUAAUGAGCGUGGAAGAGUUGUAAGUGAUACUAUUUAUCCGCAACCUAUAUUUGAGGAAGCUCAGCGACCCGCUCGAUACAAUAUCCACAGACAUUCACAUAUGACUUUUGUGCAUUCAGUUCCACAACGUAUUUCGGGUUAUGAUCCAAGAGUGGCACGUACUCGAUUUAGAAGUAAGUUUAAGAUUGGACCAAAAGGUUGA